UAUUAUGCGUCAUUCUCAUGAUAUAUUGUUUGAUAGAUCAUCAACAUUAUGGCAAUGACAAAUACUAGUUCUGCAACUAUGAUUGUCCCUCAACUUCUAAAAAGGGGCAAUUAUAAGAGUUGGAGCAUUUUCAUGGAAGAUUAUUUGAUUUCUCAAGAGCUUUGGGAUGGUAUUAUUGUUCCAUUCAGCGCUGAUCAACCGCUGGCGCCUAGCGAAUCUGAGCAGAGAAGAAGGAAUGCUGCCGCUCUGAAUGCCAUUAAGAUUUCAUGCGGACCAGAAAGCUUUGUUUGUAUAAAGUAUACCCGUUCAGCAAAAGAUGCUUUAGAUAUGUUAGCCGAAAUGCAUAAAACAGAACCUGAAACUGAUGAAAGCACUCCAAAGGCAAGCAAUCCUCCGCUUUGGGUGUCAAGUACGAUUGUCCCUGAACUUCUAGAAAGAGGCAACUAUGAGAGGUGGAGUAUCUUCGUGAAAAACUACUUAGUUUCACAAGAUCUUUGGGUGGUUACUCACCAGUUGUCAACGCCUCUUGGAGUUUCUAAAAAGGAGUGGAGAAAAAAGAAUGCUGCCGCUCUGCAUACAAUUCAGAUUUCAUGUGGACCAGAAAAAUUUAAUCAGAUAAAGAAGAUGCAUUGGGCAAUAGAAGCUUGGGAUAAGUUGAAAAGAACAAAUAUUGAAGAAGAGAAAUCAAAAACCGAUAAUUCAGAACAUGAAGAAGAAGAUGAAGAUGAAGAUGAAGAAGAAGAAGAAGAAACUCCAAAGAUUAAUGCUGCAAGUAUGAUUGUUCCUGAACUUCUAGCAAGUCACAAUUAUAAGAGAUGGAGCAUCUGUAUGAGAAGCUAUUUAGUUUCUCAAGAUCUUUGGGAUGCUGUUCUAUACAGUUGGGUGCCAGCUGGAGUUGAUAAAAAGGAGUGGAUUAAAAAGGAUGCCGCCGUUUUGCAUGCAAUUCAGAUUUCGUGUACACCAAAAAAAUUUGAUGAAAUUGGGAAAAUCACUUCUGCCAAAAUUGCCUGGAAUACCUUGAAGCAAAAACAUAUAGAAAAGCAUCCAGAAGAUGGUCCUCCCCUUGAUUUUAUUGAUUUCCUCGAAAAGCAAGGUUUGUCACCUCUCAUUCUCUCUCAUCAUUGGACUUUCAUUUUUGCAGUGUGUUUGGGAUUCUACUACAAUGGUCUUUUCUGUUAUAGUGUCCUUAAGAUUAAUUCUGCGAGGAUGACUAUCCCUGUCCCAGAACUUCUAGCAAGUGACAAUUAUAAGAGAUGGAGCAUCUAUAUGAAAAGCUAUUUAGUUUCUUUAGAUCUUUGGGAUGCUGUUCUAUACAGUUGGGUGCCAGCUGGAGUUGAUACAAAGGAGUGGAUUAAAAAGGAUGGUGCCGCUCUGCAUGCAAUUCAGAUUUCGUGUACACCAAAAAAAUUUGAUGAAAUUAAGAAAAUCACUUCCGCCAAAACUGCUUGGGAUACCUUGAAGCAAAAACAUAUAGAAAAGCAUCCAGAAGAUAGUCCUCCCCCUGAUUUUAUUGAUUCACUGAAAGAGCAAGGGUUCCAAACUAUAGAAAGGCCGCAGUCCCUAAUUCUGCAGAAUGCAAUUGACGAAGGGGAUGUUAAUACUGUAAUGGACUUUUUUAGGGGAAAUCGACGGGCAGAAAAUUUGGUAUUGUGGAUUGGUCACCCUACUCUUCAUUACGCAACUAUUGUUGGCAAGUCAAACAUUGUCAAGGCAUUGCUUGAGAGUACGCCUGCAGUGCAAAAGGAUAUAUGGGGUAAUACAGCUCUAGUAUAUGCUGCUUUGUAUGGAAGCACCGAGAUUGCAAAAUAUUUAGUUAGUAAGGAUUCCACUUUGCUUUCUAUGGAAGAUAACCUGCAACAGAUCCCAGUAGCAACUGCAUGUAGACGAGGGCAUAAGGAGGUGACAAACUUUCUCUAUUCUGAAACCCCAUUCAAAAUCCUAUUAUGCGAAAACGGAAAACAAGGAUCCCAAUUACUUACUUGGUGUUUUAGUUCCCAAAGAUUUGAUAUCAUGUUCGAUGUACUUUACCGUCAUCAAAAUUUAAUUGAUGAACAAUGGAAGGAUCUUUUGAAUGGAUUCACCCGAACACCAACAGCAUUCAGCGGUGGAAGUGGGCUAACAUUUUGGCAACGAUGGAUCUAUGAGUGUUUAAAGGUACACAUAUCUAGCGAUGUUGCUGUUGUUACCAUUGAUCAGAAAGAAAAAAAAAUUGAAGAGAUACCAUUGCCAGGCCGACUAUGGAGAUUGGCUUCAUUCAUUCUUCCAUUCUUAGGCAUAAAGCAAAUACAUGCUUUAAAGUUGAGUCAUGGCUUCGCGGGUGCGAGUCUACGUUUGAUCUGUGAGCACCUGACAAAAUUACACUUGAGUAAAUUUGAGGACACGAUUGCACUAAGGAAAGCACUUACUAGGGCGAUCGAGAAUGACAUUUAUGAUUUUUUCACUAAAGUGGUCGAAACUAAUGCUAACUCACUCCUUGCACCACUACCGGCAAAAGAUGAGACUACAAAUUCACAGUACACCACUAUAUUACAUGUGGCAGGCAAAUUGGCUUCUAAUUCUCAACUUUCUCGCAUUUCUGGUGCUGCUCUACAGAUGCAAAGAGAGAUACAAUGGUUCAAGGAGGUUGAAAGCCUUCUUAGCCAACGUCUGAAAGAUUUAAGAAACAACAAUGGUGAAACUGCUUACCAAGUUUUGGCUAGAGAGCACAAGUCUUUGCUUAAGGAAGCAGAGGAUUGGAUGAAAGGAUUAGCAAAUUCAUAUAUAAUUGUUGGUGCUCUCAUCGUUACCAUAAUGUUCGCGGCAGCUUUUACCCUUCCUGGGGGUAACGAUGAAAAUAAGGGAUUUCCAAUAUUCAAAAACAAAGCAGCAUUUCUGGUAUACAUAAUAUCCGAUGCCAUAUCUCUGUUUGCUGCAGCUGCCUCAGUAAUAAUUUUUUUGGGAUUUCUCACAUCGCGUUACAACAUGGAAGAUUUCCAAACAUCUAUUCCCAAGAAGUUGAUGGCUGGGCUUUCUACUUUGUUUGUCUCUCUUGCAGCAAUGAUGAUAGCAUUUUGCUCGGCUAUUUUUCUCAUGCUAGAAAACAGAUGGUGGAUUAUCAUUCCAUCUGUCUUACUUGCGGGCAUUCCAGUCAGCUUGUUUGCGUGGUUGCAGUUUCCUCUGCUCGUUGAGAUUUAUGUUUUAACUUACAGAUCACCAAUUUUCAGUGAGAAAAGAUCCUUGGCAAGCAAAAUAAAAGCAUUCUUCUCUGGGAAAAAGAAGAUUGAGUAGGUCUAGAUGAAUUUUUGUUUUAUGUGUCUUUAUUGGUACCGUAGCAACUCUAAGGUCCAUGCUUGGUUGUCAGUGAACAUUAAUUUUAUUGCCACUUUGUUUUUGUUAUGCAAUAGAAUUCUUCUGGUGCC
Molecule: messenger RNA, 3398 nt
Organism: Rubroshorea leprosula
Lineage: Eukaryota; Viridiplantae; Streptophyta; Magnoliopsida; Malvales; Dipterocarpaceae
Source: the annotation of a GenBank genome assembly